Molecule: messenger RNA, 444 nt
Organism: Dracunculus medinensis (Guinea worm)
Lineage: Eukaryota; Metazoa; Nematoda; Chromadorea; Rhabditida; Dracunculidae
Source: the annotation of a GenBank genome assembly
AUGGAAAACAGUAGUACAGGUGAAUUCUCGAUUACAGUUGAAAGGAAUCCGCUUUUUAACUUAAUGUGGUCUCAGAAUUUUGCUGCACUUGCAACUGCUGCAUCUCCAACAAACACGAUUGUGCAGCCAUUUUUAAGUCAAUCAUCAGCUGCAUUUCAUCAGUCUUUUUUGCAGUCACUUGUUCAUUCAGCUGCUACUCCUUUUCCUCAGCAAAGUUCUUCAUCCACGAAUAAUUUUUGUAUAAUCAGCAACAAUAGUCGGUCAUCGUCUGAGCAAGAAAAUGAACGAUAUAAUAAUAAUUCAUCACCAAGCCGAUAUAAUGGAUUGAAACGUAGACGUGUUUCAACACCGAAUCAACCAUCUGUACCAGUUUCUCCAAAUUUUGUUGCAACGAAUAGUGUGGUUAAGCUGAAUUCUUCUGUUGCAGGUUGGAAAUUGCAUUAA